GAUCCCCCAAUCACUGAUAAGGUGACGUUUUAUAUCAAUAAAGGCGAUAACUAUUUGGGCAGAUUGCAUUUGGGUUUGUUUGGUACAGUAGUUCCCAAAUCUGUCGAAAACUUCGUAGAGUUAUCGAAAGGCACUUAUGGCUUUGGUUACAACAACACCAUUUUUCAUAGAAUCAUAAAGGAUUUCAUGGUCCAAGCUGGGAAUUUUGACUUGAAUCAAAACAAUAACGAUGGUGGUUCCGGUGGCCAUUCAAUUUUCAAUAAUUAUUCAACCUUUAAUGAUGAAAAUUUUCAAAUCAAAUUCACAAAACCCGGUUAUAUAGCAUAUGCAAAUUCUGGUAAAAAUUCAAAUGGUUCUCAAUUUUUCAUAACAACUGUUAAAACUGAUUGGUUAAAUGAUCAUCAUGUCAUCUUUGGAAAAGUCAUUGGCUUGAAAAGCUUUAGAAUCUUGGAUAAAAUUCAAAAAAUUGAAACAAAUUCAAAUGAUUUUCCUCUAACC
This is a messenger RNA of Ascoidea rubescens DSM 1968, 498 nucleotides long. RefSeq lists its product as uncharacterized. Gene Ontology annotation, molecular function: peptidyl-prolyl cis-trans isomerase activity. The record is from RefSeq and is a predicted model, not a curated record. Gene Ontology annotation, cellular component: intracellular membrane-bounded organelle. The annotation marks the transcript as partial. The transcript has a single exon. Gene Ontology annotation, biological process: protein peptidyl-prolyl isomerization; protein folding. NCBI's taxonomy places the organism in Eukaryota, Fungi, Ascomycota, Saccharomycetes, Ascoideales, Ascoideaceae.